This is a messenger RNA of Drosophila hydei, 2045 nucleotides long. RefSeq lists its product as uncharacterized. Gene Ontology annotation, molecular function: protein binding. The transcript has a single exon. The coding region runs from base 30 to 1997 and encodes 655 amino acids. NCBI's taxonomy places the organism in Eukaryota, Metazoa, Arthropoda, Insecta, Diptera, Drosophilidae. Gene Ontology annotation, cellular component: extracellular matrix. The record is from RefSeq and is a predicted model, not a curated record.
GCGACGCGAGCGGCUGCUGUGCGACAAAGAUGCGAUACGCUUCGCUGCUCAAGUGGAAUGCCAAUCAGCCGAUGACGCACUGCAGCAGCGCCUCAAUAGGCUGCUACGCAUUGCUGCUGUUGCUACUGCUGCACGUUCAGCCAGCUGUUGUGGCCGCUGCAGAUAGUUCCUGCCUCAUACGUGCCACACUCUACGUAACGCCGCCGCAACAGCGUAGCCUGCAGGAUUUUGGUCUGCCUUUGGACAUUGAUUGCACUGAGAAUGCCAGCAGCACUGGAGCUGCUGUCUUUGACUUGGGCGCGCAGCGUGUGGCUGGCAAGUUGCAUGUGCGUCUUAAUGGCAGCCAGACGCCGCCGCUGGACAUGGCCAGCUAUGGCCUGGAAUAUUUGGACAAUUGUGCGCAGCUGGAGAGUCUAGAGAUCGAGCGUUUUGUGCUGGAAGCUAGUCUUGCCUUGAACUGCGGAUCGAAGCUGGAGCUGGAGCUGAAGCAGCUGCGUGUUGUAACCAUGCGCCACAACGAGCUGGGCACGCUCAGCGCCAACAGCUUCGUGUUGCUGCCGCACUUGCAGCAGCUGCUGCUGGAGAACAACUCGCUACGGUUCGUCGAGCCACUCGCAGGCUGCCGAGAGCUGCAGCAGUUGACCAUACGGCACGAACGUCAGUUGGAACUGCGACAGGCCGAGCUGUUGGAGCAGCUGGAGCAACUGCAGCAUCUGGAGCUGACACAGCUGAAGCUUGUGACGAGCGAGUUCUUGGAGGCGCUGCCUGGGCAGUUAACUGAGCUGCUGGUGCAGCAAACGCCCAUAGAGCGGCGACAUCUGCGACUCGGCAACGGCACGGAGCAGCUGCGCAAUCUCAGCCUGGUGCAGUGUGAGCUGAGCGGCUUCACACUAGAUGCCGCAGCAACCUCCAAGCUGCUGCAUCUGAAUUUGAGUGGAAACGCUCUGCGACAGCUACAAUUGUUCAACAGCUCGAUCAUUAGCCUAGAUCUCAGCGCGAAUCACCUGAGAAGCUUGAACAGCAGUUGGUUUGCCCAAUUGACGCAUUUACAGACGCUGCAGCUGCAACAGAAUCAGUUGCAUAGCAUUUCAUGGCUGCAGCUGCUGCAGCUAGCUCCUCAUAGUCUGACCCAGCUGGACUUGAGCUCGAACGAGCUGUUGCGCCUGGAUCACACGGAGGGCGCUGCCUGGGAUCAGGCGCAGCAGCUGCACAUACAAAUCGACGAUAAUCCGUGGAGCUGUCAGUGGUUGCUCAACUUCUCGCAUGCCCAGCCGCAGUUGUUUCGACUGUUCCGCUAUGCCAAAUACAUAUCCCAUAUCAAUGUGAAUGGGUUGAGCUGCCGGCCGCAGCUGGAGGAAGCAACGGUCAAGCCAAGUGCGAACAGCAGUCAACAGGGCGAGGCCCAAGGCAACUGGUCGGUGAGCCAUGCCCAUUUGAAUGUCUCCAGCCACACGGUGCUCUAUGGCAAUCCCAUACAGCAGUCGCACAGCCAGCGCUCGGAGGCGCUCAUUAUAGUGUUCAUGCUGCCGUUGGGCAUAGCGCUGCUCUUUCUGCUCUUGUAUCUCUAUCUGCACUGCGAGCGUAUGUUCCAUUGGUCCUACUACGCCAGCGGCCUGCCCUGCUUUUGCGGCAACAAAGCCUCAAGCAAUCAUCGCUUUGUGGAUCACAUAGACAUCGUGCGCUAUCCCAUCGCCAAUGGCAAUAGCACCGCCAACAUGACUGAGGAUCUGGAGCCGCAGGCGGAUGGCUAUGAGACACCACUGAGUGGCUCCGCCUCCAUUUGCAACUGCGCCGGCCAAAGGCAGUCCACCUGCUCGCGCACCCAUCACGUCACCUAUGAGGUCAUGCCCACAGAUCUGCCCUAUCAGCUAUACACAGAGAUCAAGGAACCGGCCGACGGAGGAGAGGUGGAGGAGCCACUUGAUGAAACGCCCGCAGCCUCAGCGCCCAUCUACGAGCACUUGGGCUUCGAGGAGGAGAAACCGUUGGACGUCUAACAGACUGCUUAAUUACGUAAGCUACAGAAAGAGAUUGUCUAAUAAAUA